AAUCGAAAGUGUCCCUGAAUUGCAUUGUGGAAAUGGAAACUUCAGUGAAGUACAUGUGCGUUCUCGCGUUUCUUGUGUGUAUGACCAUUUCAGGGCUCAAUGGAGUCGAGGGAACUGCUGGUUAUUAUGGUCCGUGUGGGAAACACGACAUCGAGAAGGAGGCUGAGAAGUUGGAAGCAUGUACGUACGCAGCACAGCAUCGGAGAGUCCCGGUUUCCGAGCGUUGUUGCACUGUGAUGGAGAAAAAGGUGAAGAAUCCAGCAUGCCUUUGUGCUGUUCUGUUUUCUCAAACAGCGUACAAUGCGGGAGUGAGGCCGGAAAUUGCAGUGACCAUUCCGAAACGCUGCAACAUUGUUGAUCGCCCUGUUGGUUACCAGUGUGGAGGUUUCACUCCUUAACUCUGAAAUUCCCCAUUGUGUGCAUCAGCAGUAUAAGCAUGC
This is a messenger RNA of Hibiscus syriacus, 440 nucleotides long. RefSeq lists its product as uncharacterized. NCBI's taxonomy places the organism in Eukaryota, Viridiplantae, Streptophyta, Magnoliopsida, Malvales, Malvaceae. The transcript is spliced from 2 exons. Gene Ontology annotation, biological process: systemic acquired resistance. The coding region runs from base 33 to 398 and encodes 121 amino acids. Gene Ontology annotation, molecular function: fatty acid binding. The record is from RefSeq and is a predicted model, not a curated record.